Puntigrus tetrazona (Sumatra barb) is the source of this 2983-nucleotide messenger RNA. It is a transcript of the gene nr4a1, whose product is annotated as nuclear receptor subfamily 4, group A, member 1. Gene Ontology annotation, biological process: regulation of transcription by RNA polymerase II; cellular response to corticotropin-releasing hormone stimulus. The transcript has 7 exons. Gene Ontology annotation, cellular component: transcription regulator complex; nucleus. The record is from RefSeq and is a predicted model, not a curated record. Gene Ontology annotation, molecular function: RNA polymerase II cis-regulatory region sequence-specific DNA binding; zinc ion binding; nuclear glucocorticoid receptor binding. Bases 161 to 1861 code for a protein of 566 amino acids. NCBI's taxonomy places the organism in Eukaryota, Metazoa, Chordata, Actinopteri, Cypriniformes, Cyprinidae.
ACCUUUGACGUAACGGCACAAUAAAGUAGUCGCUAUAUAUCUGCUCGCUCACAGAUAUUUGAGAAAACCGUCUUGUCGCGGCCGGGGACGUUUAUACAUGGUUAUCCAUCACUUGGAAUACGGACACUUAUAGGUCCCUAACAGCAACACAUUUUCAGAAAUGACCUGUGUUCAAAGUCAACAUGGAGUCCAGACCUAUGAGAGCUCCCUCUUCAGCUCAGAGUUUUUGAAUCCUGACUUCACCUCCAGGUUGGCCAUGGAUGUGACUGACCAGCGGGACCAGCUCUCCGCACCCUCCCUACCCAGCAUCACUUCUCUGGUCGGAGGCUACGUUGGGGAGUUUGAUACCUACUCGUGCCAGAUCGCCACUGGUGCUGCUUCUUCCUGUCCGGGUGGCACCUCUGGGCAGGACUCAUUCAAGCUGGAUGAACUCCAAGUUUACGGCUGUUACCCAGGCACAUUUGCUUUUAGCUACCUAGACGAGACCUUGUCCUCUUCAGGUGGGUCAAACUGUUUCGGAAGUCCAGCAUCUGCUCCCUCACCCUCAACCCCCGGAUUCCAGCCCAUGGCUGCCUGGGACAGCACCUUCGGUCCCUGCUCUCCCGAUGAGGGCUGCUGGGGUUCAGAGAAGCCUCUGAACCAGGCCGCCUCUUUCUUCUCAUUUGGACACGAUGAGCUUUCUUCUUUGGGACAGCUGCAGCCACAACUGCCAGAUCAGGAUCCCUUUUCUCAGUCCCAGCAACACGGUUCUCCACUUCCCUUCAGCCUAGAGCAGGGCAGUCGGGAUGGCUCAGGACUUAUGGAUGGACACCUGUCUCCUAAAGUAAGGAGCCCCACGGGAAACGAAGGGCGCUGUGCAGUGUGUGGAGACAACGCUUCCUGUCAGCAUUACGGGGUGCGCACUUGUGAGGGAUGCAAAGGCUUUUUCAAGCGCACAGUACAGAAAAACGCCAAGUAUGUGUGCCUCGCCAACAAAGACUGCCCAGUGGACAAAAGGCGGCGAAACAGGUGCCAGUUCUGCAGAUUCCAAAAGUGCCUAGCUGUGGGGAUGGUGAAAGAAGUUGUGAGAACAGACAGCCUGAAAGGUAGAAGAGGUCGCCUGCCAUCCAAGCCAAAAGUUGCUCAGGACUCACUGUCUGUGUCUUCGCCUAUAAACAUCAUCGCCUCUCUCGUCACUGCCCAUAUCGACUCAAACCCUGCCAGUGGAAAUCUAGACUAUUCAAAGUAUCAGGAAUCAGUGUCUGGAUUGACCGAAAAGGAGGAUGCCAACGACAUACAGCAGUUUUAUGACCUGCUAACAGGGUCAAUGGAUGUGAUCAGGAAGUGGGCUGGAAACAUCCCUGGAUUCAGUGCCUUCUGUAAGGAGGACAAAGACCUUCUUCUGGAGUCAGCUUUUGUUGAGCUCUUCAUACUUCGACUAGCUUACAGGUCAAACCCCGAGACAGACAAACUUAUUUUCUGCAACGGUGUGGUUCUGCACCGGAUGCAGUGCGUACGGAGCUUUGGCGACUGGAUUGACUCCAUUAUGGAGUUUUCUCAGAGUUUACAUCGCUUGAACUUGGACGUAUCGUCUUUCUCCUGUCUUGCCACACUGGUCAUAAUCACAGAUCGACAUGGCUUGAAAGAGCCCAAACGAAUCGAAGACCUCCAAAACCGGCUGAUCACGUGUCUCAGAGACCACGUCUCCAGUACCCCCGAGGCCACGAGGCCCAACUACCUGUCCCGACUCCUGGGCAAACUUCCGGAGCUGAGAACACUGUGCACCCAGGGCCUCCAGCGAAUCUUCUAUCUUAAACUGGAAGACUUGGUGCCACCUCCACCCAUUGUGGAUAAAAUCUUCAUGGACACGUUGCCAUUCUAAAGAGGCUUUAUAAAAGGACAAGCGGAGCUGGAAAAGAGUUUUUGGAGAUCUUGAGGUUUUCACUAGACAAUGGACUUUAUCGCUUACUGUUCUCUGCUUUCUUGGAAUGGAAUCAGAGAACGAUUACAUUCUACUUACACGCCUGCGUUUGGAGAUCACAUAGUCUUGAACAUUGAACUCACUAAGUGACAUAACAAAAAUUAUGCAUUUUGUUGAAUGUGUUGGUAACUCUAAACCAGGUCGGCCCUGGAGUGCCGAUAUCCUGCAGAGUUUAGCUCCAACCCUACCUUGAUUAGCAGGUGUGUUUGAUUAGGGUCGGGGCUCAACUCUGCAGGACAGCGACACUCCAGGACAGACGGUGGCUAACCCUACUCUACACAGACAUGUUUCAAAUCUUAGUACAUUUUAGCUGAAAUGGUGGCUUCAGUCAGUAGCAUUUCAGGUCAGUGGUGCAAAAGAAGCAAAUCAAACGUUCUAUAUGUGACUUCUAGAUGAAAGAUUGUCCUAUCAGUAUUACAACUACGUUUAGACAGUAUAUUCCACAUAGACAACAUCCAAAAAUCCAGUAAAACACCUUCCAACUUCAAGUUAGACAUGCCAUGGACCAAAACAGGGAGUAAAAGCAUUUACUUGGAUGUUUAAAUUAUCAUACAAAGCCUUAAAUAUGCUCAAGUGCCAGAGAACUGUCUCCCUUACAUAUCCUCUGAAUCAUGCUUACACUGAAAACAGAUUUUGAGUACAGGACUGAUGUGAGUGCAUUGGAGCUAAACUCACUGGAGGACUGUGGUACACUUGCCUAUUGUUUCAGUUGUUUUAGUUUGUAUAAAAGAUUGAAAAAGUCACAGGAGAUCCAGUGCAGCUACUGUACAUGUACUGUACAAAUACUUUGAGUAUUAUUACAGACCCCUAACUUAGUGUACCAGCAAAACCUUAGAGUAAUUAUAUUUGUAUGUAUGUAUUUUAAAGAUGUAUAUGACUAGAGCUUCUGCAGACUGUAACUUUUCUCACAAUGACAAAAUCAAGAUUGGGCAUUCAGUUUUUUUUUUACAUAAAAUGAGAGGUAUUGCUUAUCUUUCAUUAAUUUUGUGCAGCUCUCUAAAUAAAAUACAUUUUGAACAGAAA